Molecule: messenger RNA, 4737 nt
Organism: Tachysurus vachellii
Lineage: Eukaryota; Metazoa; Chordata; Actinopteri; Siluriformes; Bagridae
Gene: unc13ba
Product: protein unc-13 homolog B
Exons: 29
Coding region: 236-3847 (1203 amino acids)
Biological process (GO): synaptic vesicle maturation; neuromuscular junction development; synaptic transmission, glutamatergic
Cellular component (GO): neuromuscular junction; presynaptic active zone cytoplasmic component; plasma membrane
Molecular function (GO): syntaxin-1 binding; calmodulin binding; diacylglycerol binding
Source: RefSeq, a predicted model, not a curated record
UAACACAGAGUGAAGAUCUUUAGAAAAAUAUUAAUUGCUGCUUUUAGGCUGACGGGAUAAAUACAGGCUGCUGAACCCCAAUGAUAUUCAGCAUCAUGUCAGCAUUAAGAUGUUCAUGUUGUGUUUAAAUCUGUGUAUUGUUCUCUUCUGCUGAGGAGCGAAUGAAUUGAGUCAUUACACUCUUCUAAUCAGACGACCUGCUUUUGUUCUUUAUCUCUCACUUCUCUUUAUUUAUAUGACACCUCUGUCUCAGUCACUGGUGCAGUCCAGAAAAGCCGCCAUUUCGUAUUCACUGGCCUCUCGACCCUCACUCAAGGACGAGGAGCUGAAGAGUCACGUGUACAAGAAAUCGCUGCAGGCUCUGAUCUACCCCAUCUCCUGCACCACGCCACACAACUUCGAGGUGUGGACAGCCACCACACCCACCUACUGCUACGAGUGUGAGGGGCUGCUGUGGGGUCUCGCACGCCAGGGCAUGAGGUGCACCGAGUGUGGGGUCAAGUGCCACGAGAAGUGCCAAGAGCUUCUCAAUGCCGACUGCCUACAGAGGGCAGCGGAGAAGAGCAGUAAAACAGGUGCAGAGGACCGAAACCAACACAUCAUCUCCGCCAUGAAAGACCGCAUGAAGAUACGCGAGAGGAACAAGCCUGAGAUCUUUGAAGCCAUUCGCACCGUCUUCAUUGUCACCAAGCUGAACCACGCUCAGCAGAUGAAGACUGUUAAACAGGCCGUGUUGGACGGAACCUCCAAAUGGUCUGCUAAGAUCUCCAUCAAAGUACUGAGUGCUCAAGGUCUGCAGGCUAAAGACCGCACCGGCUCCAGUGACCCCUACGUUACGGUGCAGGUGGGCAAAACCAAGAAGAGAACCAAGACCAUCUACGGAAACCUGAACCCAGUGUGGGAGGAAACGUUCAACUUUGAGUGCCAUAACUCAUCAGACCGUAUAAAAGUCCGUGUUUGGGAUGAAGAUGAUGAUAUAAAGUCUCGGGUGAAGCAGAGGCUGAAGCGAGAGUCAGAUGACUUUCUGGGUCAGAGCAUCAUUGAGGUCCGGACACUGAGCGGAGAGAUGGACGUGUGGUACAACCUAGAGAAGCGCACAGAUAAGUCGGCUGUGUCAGGAGCCAUCAGGUUACAGAUCAGUGUGGAGAUUAAAGGAGAGGAGAAAGUGGCACCGUACCACCUACAGUACACCUGCCUACAUGAGAAUAUCUUCCACUACCUGAUGGACAUUGAGGGACAGGGUGUGGUGAAGCUGCCUGAUGCUCGAGGUGACGAUGCUUGGAAGGUUUAUUUUGAUGAAGUGGAGCAGGAAAUUGUAGACGAGUUCGCCAUCCGCUACGGCAUCGAGUCUAUCUACCAGGCAAUGACACAUUUUGCAUGUCUCUCCUCUAAGUACAUGUGUACAGGGGUUCCUGCGGUGAUGAGCACUCUGCUGGCAAACAUCAACGCUUUCUUUGCUCAUCCCACCUCCAGCACCAGUGUUUCCGCUAGUGACCGCUUUGCCGCCUCCAACUUCGGGCGAGAACGCUUCAUCAGGCUCCUGGAUCAGUUACACAACUCCCUUCGCAUAGACUUGUCUAGCUACAGGAAUAAUUUCCCAGCCAGCAGCAAAUCUCGCCUAUUAGACCUCAAGUCCACUGUAGACCUUCUGACCAGCAUCACCUUCUUCAGAAUGAAGGUACAGGAGCUUCAGGCGCCCCCACGGGCUGCUCAUGUGGUGAGGGAUUGUGUGAAGGCAUGUCUCAACUCCACAUAUGAGUACAUCUUCAACAACUGUACUGAGCUUUACAGCACACAGUUCCAGACACACACACAGCCUCAGAAACGAAAGAAAGAGGGGGAUGGGGAAGAGGAGAAAAAGGAGGAUCUAAAUGAGGAGGAGGCAGGGCCAAGCAUCCUGAACCUGGACUUCUGGCCCAAAAUUAUCACACUCAUAGUGUCCAUCAUUGAGGAGGACAGGAACUCAUACACACCUGUUAUAAACCAGUUUCCACAGGAGCUGAAUGUAGGGAGACUGAGUGCUGAUGUCAUGUGGACGCUUUUUGCUCAGGAUAUGAAGUAUGCACUAGAAGAACACGAGAAACACAGGCUGUGUAAGAGUUCUGACUACAUGAACCUUCAUUUCAAAGUGAAGUGGCUCUACAACGAGUACGUCAGAGAUCUGCCCUCUGUCUCGAACACGGUGCCCGAGUACCCAAACUGGUUUGUACCGUUUGUGCUGCAGUGGUUGGGUGAGAAUGAGGAUGUGUCCAUGGAGUUCAUGCACGGUGCUCUGGAGAGGGACAAGAGAGAUGGGUUCCAGCCGAUGUCUGAGCAUGCUCUGUUCUCCUGCUCGGUGGUGGACGUCUUCACGCAGCUCAACCAGAGCUUUGAUAUCAUUAAGAAGCUUGACUGUCCCGACCACAGCAUCGUGGCCCAGUACCACCGCCGCUUCGCCGAGACCAUCAGUAAAGUGCUGCUGCAGUACUGCACCUCUCUGUCCAACAGCUUCCCAUCUUACUGCGAGAAGGAGAACACGCCCUGUGUGUUGAUGAAUAAUGUGCAGCAGAUGCGGGUGAUGCUGGAGAAGAUGUUUGAGUUUAUGGGAGCCAAACAGGAUGAGAAGAGAGACAAAGAGAAAGAGUUGGACUCAGAAGCAGCAGAAAUCUUGAACGACCUUCAGGUUAAACUCAACAUUGUUCUGGACAACCUGAGUGCUGUGUUUGCUAAGAGUUUCCAGGCCCAUAUCAGUGUGUGUAUGCGUCAGGUGAGUGAGAUGGUGCAUCAGGUUAAAGGUCCUCUGAACCAGAACUCCAGGAACAGCGCCGACUCGGAUGCCGUCACAGUGCUCAGGCCGCUCAUGGAGUUUCUCGACUCACAUCUGAGUAUAUUUGCAGAUGUGUGUGAGAAGACAGUGCUGAAGCGAGUGCUGAAGGAUCUGUGGAAGAAUGUUCUGAUCUGCAUGGAGAGAACCCUUGUACUGCCCGAGAGUAACGACAGCAUUGGUGCUCAGCUCCUGACUGCAGCCAAGGAACUCUCCAAACUAAAGGGAGGGGGCGAGGCCAAGUACCUGUCCCCAAGGCAGUGUGUGGUCAUGGAGGCGGCACUGGACACUCUUAAGCAUUUCUUUCAUGCAGGUGGUGAUGGUCUGAAGAAGUCGUAUCUGGAGAAGAGCGAUGAACUUCGCUCUCUUCAGUACGCUCUGUCUCUUUACGCACAGAGCACUGAUGAGCUCAUCCGCACCUUCAUCAUCACACAGCACUCACAGGUGCAUCAUGGCACAAGCUUGAGGAUCACACCUAAAGAGAGCUUACGACCUGAAAGAGCAUCUGUUGAGCAGUUUAUAGGUGAAGCUGUUAUUCAGGUGGACACGACGCCCUCCACUACCAACACUGAGCAGAAGAUCACAGUCAAAGUGAUCGGGGUGAGCGAUAUGAAGUGGCAGACCUCAGGACUUUUCCGCCCGUUUGUGGAAGUCUCCCUAAUCGGCCCAAUGCUCUUAGACAAGAAACGGAAAUUCACCACCAAAUCCAAGAAUAACUGCUGGACGGCUAAAUACAACGAGAGCUUCCUGUUUGUUCUGGGUAAAGGUGUGAGUGCCGAGUUCUAUGAGCUGCAGGUGACGGUGAAGGACUACUGCUUUGGGCGGGCAGACCAGGUGGUGGGCGUGGCCGUGAUCCCAUUAGCCCUGGCAGUUGGACCUGAGAGUCGGAGCUUCGUGUGCUGGUGCCCACUGGCCCCAAGCAUCACUACAGAUCAGACUGGAACCACGACUCUGCGCAUCCUCACCCAGCGCCAUGACGAUGAGAUCGCCAAGGAGUUCAUUCGACUGAAGAGUGAGAGACGACCGACAGAGGAGGGGAGGUAGAGAGAGAUAGCAAUAGUGCACAGCAGAAAAAGAUGGAAGACUCUCUCUCACACACACACACACACACACACACAGACAUAAACACACCUAAUUUUGACAAGUUGUGUGGCUUCUGGCUCAAAUCUACACAUUUACCCAGAAUUUUUUGCAGAUAUUUGAGCAAUUAAAAAAGUUGACAUACAUGUAUGUUUUUUUGUUUGUGUGUGUGUGUGUGUGUGUGUGUGUGUGUGUGUGUGUGUGUGUAAGAGAGAGAGAGACUGCAUGUGUGAACCCAAAGCCAAUUUCAUUUUGCCAAACUCUGGCUCUUUAUUCUCUUUGCUAUUGGUGGCCUUAGAAAGGGGCGGAGUCACAGUCCCCAGUUACUGCGCUUUUUUCUUGCCUUUUUGAUUGACACAUGAAAAAACAAUAAUUCUUCUCAAUAAGUCAUUUCAAGUAUACGAACCGAUCGGCUGGAGAUAUUUAUCAAUAUGGGUGUUGUUUGAAAACACACACACACACACACACACACACACAAAAACGAAUACACACACUGAGCUUUACUGCCUCUAAUAUGCUGAUCACUGCUAUUGGUCAGCUUGCUAUGCAGUGAUUGGCUGAGAGACAUGAUGUGUAGCUGAAUUGUGCAUUUUACAGGAGUGAACCCAAAACAAUGUGUUUAAUAAUAAUAAUAAUAAUAAUAAUAAUAAUAAUAAUAAUAAUAAUAAUGUGUGCCAAACAGUUUAAAGGUUUGGAUUUAAUUGCAUCAUUAACUCACAGCAUGGAGUUACUGUACAUUUUACUUUACGGACUGUCAAAAUGUGGAAUCAGAUAUUUAUUUAUUUAGUUAUUAUGAGAUGCUCAUGUCUUACAUUUUCCUGUAUCAACAUGUGAAUUUUGUAAAUAAAUGAUUU